AUGGAUUAAACUAAUCUGAAUUGGUAAUGGUUGAAUGAACCAAAAGAUUGGAAAAAUCAAAAUGAUAAAAUCACUAUAGUAACUGAACCCAAUACUGACUAUUGGUCUAAAACUCAUUAUGGAUUUAUAAGAUACGAUGCUCCCACUUAUGUUACUAAGGUCAAAGGUGAUUUUGUAUUCACUUGCAAAGUUAAUUUUUCAUCAAAAGUCUUAUAUGAUCAAGCUGGAAUCAUUUUAUUUGAAGACAAAGAAAAUUGGAUUAAAGCAUCUAGUGAGUACCAUGAUGAGAAUUAUUCAACUUUAGGAUCAGUUGUUACAAAUCUUGGAUACUCAGAUUGGGGUUAUUAAAGAGUGUCUUCUCAAAUUAAGGAACUCUAUUAUAGAUUAAAGAGAAAAGGGUAAGAUUUUAAUAUUGAAUUUUCUUAUGACGGAAAAGAAUUCCAUGAAAUAAGAGUGUGUCAUUUACACAAAGAAACUCAAGAGACAUCUGUAGGUAUCUAUGCUUGCAGUCCUUAAGACUCUAGUUUUUAAGCAGAAUUCAGCGAUAUUAAAUUGGAAUUGAUUCAAUGA
Messenger RNA from Paramecium primaurelia, 570 nucleotides. The record is from the annotation of a GenBank genome assembly. NCBI's taxonomy places the organism in Eukaryota, Ciliophora, Oligohymenophorea, Peniculida, Parameciidae.